Messenger RNA from Porites lobata, 502 nucleotides. The record is from the annotation of a GenBank genome assembly. NCBI's taxonomy places the organism in Eukaryota, Metazoa, Cnidaria, Anthozoa, Scleractinia, Poritidae.
AGAAUUUAUUGGGUGUUGUGUGAUGGAGGGGAGCCAAACAGGUCCUUUGUGAAGCUUCUUUAUCCAUAUGGAUCAGAUCCAGCAGAACAUCACUUUGUUGCAGACAACUUGCACACAGGACGGAAAAUUGUCAAGAUGGCAGACUCCAAGGUAAAACAACGAAAAGACAAUGAAAUCACACUUAAGUGAAGACAACCUGCCUAAAAAAUAUAAAGAAAAAUCUUCCAUAAAAUAAAGAGCUUUAAUAACUUAUAGACAGUCUUAACUCAAACACAGUAUUAAAUAAAUUUCUGUCUUCCCUUUAUAGCAUAACUUCAAGAAAAUAAGGAAUCACCUCGAAAAAAGUACCCUGCAAUCAAACAAUACAAGGCAAUUGACAGUGAACAAUUUAAGAAUACUCUUCAAGUUCUGGAAGGAUGCCUAUGAGUGGGACCAAGGAAGCCACUCCCUUCCCCUGCAUGAGAGAUUAACAGAUGGACACGUCCAGCUGAAGAUGUAUUAG